AUGAAAUCUUAUUUUCUAUCAAAUUUAAUCAAACAUAUUCAAUAAAAAUAUAAAGAAGUUAAAAAUUAAGUCAAUUAAUUGUAAAAAGGAAUGGAAAAUAAUAUUUAAGAGUUGAAGUUUAAAAAUAAUUAAUUGGAAAAUGAAAACAAUGAUUUGAGAUAUAAUAUUUAAGAUCUGAAGUGCAUAAAUGACACAAUAUAAGAAGAAUACAAUAUGAUAAAAUAAUAUAAUGAAGAAUUGCAGCAUAAGAAUAAAACUUUAGAAAAUGAAUUAUAAAAAUAUUUGAUUAAGAAUGAUGUAUCCUACUGUUUAAACUAAUAAAAAUAAUUAAUUUAAGUAGUACCCUUCAAUUAUUUUAAAUAAUAAAUCCUAAAGUAUUGA
This is a messenger RNA of Paramecium tetraurelia, 381 nucleotides long. RefSeq lists its product as uncharacterized. The record is from RefSeq and is a predicted model, not a curated record. The transcript has a single exon. NCBI's taxonomy places the organism in Eukaryota, Ciliophora, Oligohymenophorea, Peniculida, Parameciidae.